This is a messenger RNA of Pestalotiopsis fici W106-1, 2268 nucleotides long. RefSeq lists its product as uncharacterized. The transcript has 2 exons. The record is from RefSeq and is a predicted model, not a curated record. NCBI's taxonomy places the organism in Eukaryota, Fungi, Ascomycota, Sordariomycetes, Amphisphaeriales, Sporocadaceae. Bases 1 to 2268 code for a protein of 755 amino acids.
AUGUUGAACUCGGGGGCAAGGAGGGAUGCCGGCGAGCAGUCCGAAUCGACAUCAGUAUCGCACAGAACGUCAGCUUGGCCAUCAUCACCCGGUUGGAGGACAUCAUCUAGGAGGACCAGCGAAUCGAGAACCACCAAAAGCACGAGAACGCCAUGGAACGCCGACGGCUAUUCCAUGCCUCUAACCUUGGACACCAAGACAGUGACUCAACCAAGUGUACGCCCUUCAUUCUUUGGUUCGUCGCCAAUUGACUCGGCAAGUCCACCCAAGUCGCCAAGACACAAGUGCUCCGACAGCCAGAGCACCAUAUCUUCUUACAAUUCGCCAUUACAUAGCAAUCCUCACUCUCGCUUCUCCUCAGUGUCGACUGUUGGCGGGUUCAACCAAACAACUGGAGCACUGAUAACGGAUCCGGCAGCCUUGACAGCUCUGACAGCACUGGAGUCGAGGUCUUGUGAUAAUCUGGAUUCAGCAGUCAGUCUUUCAUCCAUGCCCGAGUGGCUUCCUGGAAAGCUACCGAGGAUGGAGGGAGGCAUCUCGCCAACCACAAUUGCAGAAGAGCCUGACUUGAGCGAAUAUGAAAGACCUGGCUCACCAUCUGACGCCAUGUUGAUAAGGAGGGACCUUCAGAGCUCGGACCGGAUGAGCCCACAAGACUUGACCAAUCCGGAUCCAAAGUCUUUCAACAACUUCUUGGCUCUUCCAGGCAUACCUAAAUCUCACAAGAGAGCGGUUUCCGCACCUGACUUUGCCGCCGCCAACACAGCUGCGACUCUUCAUCGACCUACGACCCCGCCACAUCAGCUCAGGACACCACGUCAACAAGGCGAAGAUCGCACCGGUUGCAUCAUGGAUGAGAUCGAUUCCGAGGAGGAUUCUCCCAUCUACCUGCCGUCGCCUGACGAGCCAGUGAAAUGCAUGUAUGCAGCCAAAUGUUCCACUGGCUCGUCGCCUCGCAAGGCAAUCUCACACAUCUUUGGCCGCAACAAGACUUGCACACGAAACAUUCCUCCCCAUGUCUGGGUGCACUUUUGUCGCAAGCACUAUCAGCGCACCCGCUAUCGAAACAACCAAGAAUACAAUAAGCUUCAGGCACUUCUCGUCUUGAAGCAGAUUCGGCGAAUCCAGGUGUGGAGCGAUGGUAACCGCAAGGCUGACAAGUCCGGAGUUGUCCGUAACUGGUCGCUCUCAGUCCGCAAGAGAGAGCAAAAGCGUCUUGAUGAGCGCGGCGCCAUUGGCCAGAAGAGACGCCGAUCGGGUGACAAUAGCGAGGACGAUGAAGAUGAUGAUACAGAAGUCAUCGACCAGACCCCCACCUCUGGCACGGCUGUGCCUGGCUGGCUUCUCAAGAAAUGUGGCAGUGGCUACAGCACUGAACAGAUUCUUGAAGUUGUCAAAGCCCUUCGCGCUGAGAUCGUGGCUGGAAAGCUGUCGCAGAUUCCCGACAUAGAGAUUCUGCCCAACAUCGAGUCUUCAGAGGACGGCAAGGCCAAGGCUCCCAUGAAGCGCAAGACAAGCACAAGCAGCCACAAGCGUUCCCGCUCAGUUGGCUAUGGCCAGGGAUACGCCCAGGAUAUCUCCCCGAUGAUGCGACGCACUAGCCAGCCCGGCGCCAACCACGGCCACCGUCCCAGCUUGUCUCGGGUUCCCGAGAGCAUGGUCCCUCCGACCAUGGGCCAUGGCCAGCAUGCGAUGCUGCCUCACCGACCGGCUUCGUACACCUACGAUAAUAACAUGCGCGAGACUCCAGUUCAAGAGUCAUACUAUGACAGUGGCGUCCCUCGUAGCACCCCAUACGCAUUUGGUGGCCCUCUACCCCCCGUUGCCACUGCUCAUAGACUUGGUCAAACGACCAACGCUCAACAGCUCGAGGCCAAUCGAGGCUACUAUGAGAGUCGACACUUCAUGCACCAGCGUGCGUCGUCGGAGGCUGGAUUGUUCCCUCACCACGCGCAAUUCACAUAUCGUUCCUCAUACCAGCCUUACCCGUCCGAGACUGCAUACCAGCCGGCCACCAGCAGCCCCUACGACGCCUAUUCAGCACCCGGCUACAACAACGGCGGUGGACCCCCAGGAUACUAUGACAACGUCCCAUAUCAGCAGCGCUCAUGGGUCCCGCAGCAAGCCUGGGGCCCCGCCCCUGAGCCGCAGCAGUCUCCGUACGCCAUGCCGCGUCACGGUCGCCACCAGAGUGCCUCGGCCGUGCAUCAAUCAACACCUCAGCUCCCUUAUCCCCGAAUGGGCAACAACUCGGGUGAUAUGUGUUAG